CUCUCUCUCUCUCUCUCUCCCCCCUCCACUUCUUUCAAGAUUCUGCAUCUUACCCUCCUCCUUCCCUUCCUUUCAAAAUAAAACAACACGCCCUUUUUCACCCUCUCUGAUAUUUUUCCAUCUUAUAAGAGGAGAUAAAAAUUUGUCUUCCUCUCAGUAAUUUCACGUAUUAUUAGGUGACCAUUUGAGCUGCUUGGUUUUGGGUUUAGCUGAAUGACCUCACAUCAAUGCCUUUAUUAGAUAUUGCUACUGCUCAGGCUUCCUUACAAAAUCCUUUGGGUCCACUAAGGGCUCAAUCCCAUGUUCACUGCAAAGUUUUUUCAAGUCCAUUUACCUUUGGUGAUGAUAAGAGGCUGUUAUCGUUAGGGAAAUGUAUUGAAUUCCGUAGAAAGAUAAAUGGUUUUGAGAGGAGUAAACUUUGGAUAAAGGCUAUUGCUACCUUUGAACCCCAGUCUUCGGUUCACAAGGGAGAUGGAAACAGAAAAACAAGUCGUGGAAAUGAACAGCUUGGUGCCAAUUCAGAUACCUUGACAGCGCAGGUCGAGUCUUUACGCGAAGACUCGAUGACAUUAGACGACAGAGAAGAAUUGAGACGGAAAAGGAUUUCUAAAGCAAAUAAAGGGAACACGCCAUGGAACAAAGGCAGGAAACAUAGCCCUGAAACCCUUCAGAAGAUUAGAGAAAGAACAAGGCUUGCAAUGCAGGAUCCUAAGAUCAAGAUGAAGCUAGCCAACCUUGGACACGCUCAGAGCAAAGAGACAAGGGUGAAAAUUGGGCAUGGAGUUAGAUUAGGGUGGCAAAAGCGCCGUGAGAAGCAGAUGAUGCAGGAAGGUUGUUAUUUUGAAUGGCAGAACUUAAUCACAGAAGCUUCAAGAAGAGGCUAUACUGGUGAGGGAGAGCUGCAGUGGGAUUCCUACAAUAUCUUAAGGCAACAGCUUGAGUUUGAAUGGGUGGAGAGUGUUGAAAAAAGGAAAACAACGCCUAGGCCAAAAGGUAGCAAGAGAGCACCGAAAUCCCUUGAACAAAGAAGAAAAAUAUCAGAAGCCAUUGCUGCAAAAUGGGCUGAUCCUGAAUACCGUGAGAGAGUCUUCUCUGGCAUUUCUAAAUAUCAUGGCACACCAGUUGGAGCUGAAAGAAAGCCAAGGCGGAGGCCAAGUGGUGGUUCACAGUCUGCUAGACAGGACUCCACAAGGAGAACUAAUGAUACAGAAAAGGGGGAUACCAGAAGCCCAACUCAGCAGUUGAGGCGAAGAAGUAAGACACCGUCAUACAAAGAUCCUUUGGCACGUUCGAAGUUGGAGAUGAUAAAGAACAUCAGAGCAGAAAGAACAGCCACAGAAACCAAGAAAAAUGAAGCCGUUGAACGAGCAAGGUCGUUAAUUACAGAAGCUGAGAAGGCCGCUAACACUCUUGAAGCAGCUGCAGUGAGGAGCCCCAUCGCUCGUGCCUCCCUAAUCGAAGCCAGAAAGCUCAUUGCUGAAGCAAUUCAAUCAAUUGAAUCUGUGGAUACAGGGUAUAGCAUAUCCAAUGAUAGCAUAUCUAAUGAGAUUGACAGGCACCCUGACCCAUCUCUUGCACCAACCAAACAGGUUAGUGAGGUUGAGAAGGAAAUAAAUGCAGGCAACGGAGGCUUGGGUCAAGUAGCGUUGAGACAAGUAAAUGGGACCAAGAUCCUGGAAACAAGUAAAGAUGAAGACCUUAAUUUCUGUAAUUUAGCCUUCAAUGAUAUACUGAAUGGUGAGAAGGAACUUCACCACCUAGGCACCGGUGCAUAUGGUUUGCCUUCACUGAGCAUGGCGAGUCCUGUAGACCAUUCGAGUUCCAGAAAGCAACCUGGCCAAGUGGAACCAAACGGGAGUCUGAAGUCUGAAAAGAUUAAUCUACCGAAUGGAUCCAGAGUUCAGUAUGUGAAAGAAGAGACACCUUCCAAACCGGACACUACUAAGAAAUGGGUUCGUGGAAGGCUCGUUGAAGGGACAGGAGGCUGAGACAGGUCAUAGAAUAUCCGAUACAUGAUGCAUUCAUGUUGCAUUUCAUCUUCGCAGUUGUUAACCGGGGGUCACGAGUUAAUGAGUUUUAUCGCCCAUCAUAUUUUGUUUAUAGGGAGUAAUAUUUAGAGAUCAAAACAAUUUUUUGAUUUACACUGCGUACUUGAAGUAUCCCUAGCCACUCUUAUCUGUUGUUCCAUAUAAAAUUUAUGGGUAGAUCUUGUAUUAAUAUUAAUAUAUAUGCAGAGGCAGACCAAAUUUAUUCAA
Populus trichocarpa (black cottonwood) is the source of this 2255-nucleotide messenger RNA. RefSeq lists its product as uncharacterized. The record is from RefSeq and is a predicted model, not a curated record. NCBI's taxonomy places the organism in Eukaryota, Viridiplantae, Streptophyta, Magnoliopsida, Malpighiales, Salicaceae. The transcript is spliced from 7 exons. Gene Ontology annotation, molecular function: DNA binding. The coding region runs from base 228 to 1988 and encodes 586 amino acids.